This is a messenger RNA of Chara braunii, 719 nucleotides long. The record is from the annotation of a GenBank genome assembly. Lineage: Eukaryota; Viridiplantae; Streptophyta; Charophyceae; Charales; Characeae.
GCAAAAAAUUAUGACCAGAUUUUCGCAAAAAAAGUCAGUUUUGAUUUCGUUCAAAAAAUAUAAUAUGUCCGUUUUGACGAAAUGGCUAUUGUGUAGAGUAGAUACCCAGGGUGGUGCCUCCACCAAGCCGUAUACGAAGGAGGAGGAGGAGAAGAUGGCCGCCAUUCUCAGGGAGAGGAAAGAAAAGAAAGAGGGCAAGAAGAAGGCCCUGAUGGAGGCGCAGGCGGUCAAGCUGAAAAAGAUCGAAGAAGAGAUGGCCAGAGAAAAAGAGAGGUUGAAGAAGGAAGAAGAGGAGAAGUUGAAGGAGGUGGAAGAGGAAGAAGAGGGGGAACCGUCACUGCAAAGAAGGAGCGAGCAGCACAGUGGCAGCAAAGUUGAUGAGAUGGAGAAGAGGAUUUCGGAGUGGGUCACCAACUUAUCCCUGGGCGAAGAAGAAGAGGUGACUAUGUAUAUUCCCAAGGAUGAGCAGGAAGCCACCAUGAGGAAGUGGGACGCAAAAGAAGAUGUUCUGAAGUGGCGGGCGAUGGAAGAUGAGACGAGGAUGGAGUGGAAACUCGCAAUAAUGAGGAAGAAGAAAAGGAAAGUGGAUGCGGCGAGUGCAGCAGCGGACGAGUUAGCGGAGUUGCGGACCCUAACUACACAAUUGACUCCGUAGGUAGACAUCCAACGUAAAGUGGAGAUCAUUGCCCAGAGAGUCGAGCGUUUAGCCAGGGUACAAG